Molecule: messenger RNA, 1513 nt
Organism: Nicotiana tabacum (common tobacco)
Lineage: Eukaryota; Viridiplantae; Streptophyta; Magnoliopsida; Solanales; Solanaceae
Product: elicitor-responsive protein 3-like
Source: RefSeq, a predicted model, not a curated record
UAGGUCUGAAUUGAAGCUUUUACAUCUUUCCACUAUCUUGUUCUGUUUCUGUCAAAGUAAUUCGAUCCAAAAAAGAUGCCAACUGGAACGCUUGAAGUUAUUCUUGGAAAUGCCAAAGGCCUUGAAGACCAAAAUUGGCUCACUAGUAUGAAUCCUUAUGUUGUCAUCACCUGCCGGACUCAAGAGAAGGAAAGUAGUGUUGCAUCAGGUGAAGGAUCUGAACCUGAAUGGAAUGAGACUUUCCUUUUCACCAUUAGUCAGGGUGUCGAAGAGAUCACCCUCAGGAUUAUGGACAAAGAUACUUUCAGUUCGGAUGAUUUUGUUGGAGAAGCAACAAUUUCCUUACAUGAAGUGUUUCGUGAACGAGAAGUGCCAACGCGCUCUUACAAUGUUGUCAAAGAUGAAGAAUAUUGUGGAGAGAUAAAACUUGGCCUCACUUUCACUGCUGAGUCGAAUUCUGAAAGAGGAUGUGAUGAAGAAGGCUAUGGCGGACGUAGACAAUCACGCGAUGACUACAGGGGAAGUGAUGAAGAUAACAAUGGAGGACAUAGAAAAUCGCGCGACGACUUCAGUGGAAGUGAUGAAAAUAAUCAUGGUGAACAUAGAAAAUCGCGUGAUAACUCCAUUGUAGAAGAUAAUCAUGGUGGACGUAGAAAAUCGCGCGACGACUACAAUGGAAGUAAUGAGGAUAAUCAUAGUGGACGUAGAAAAUCAUGUGAUGAUUACAGUGGAAGUGAUGAUGAUAAUCAUGGUGGACGUCGAAAAUCGCGCGACAAUUAUAGUGGAAGUAAUGAAGAUAAUCAUAGUGGACGUAGAAAAUCGCGCGAAGACUACAUCGGAAGUAAUGAAUAUAACUAUGGUGGAUAUAGAGAAUCACGCGAUGACUACUAAUCCCGGGAGUUGAGUUUAUUUAGUGCUCAUUUGGUUACAGAAAAUAAUCCUAGUGAUAAUAAACUCUGCAUCAAUUGUUUGUUGUUUGUUACAUUCCUCAACCUUCUUUUUGUCUAUAUCAACCUGAGGUGUUGCCAAUGGCUUGGUCUCCUUAGCCUUGUCAUCAUUCUUCCAAGUAAAUAGGCUUGUUGUGUUUCUAGGUUUCUUUAGGGAUGGAAACAGGACGGGGCAGAGCGCACGGGUAGGGGUUAAAUCUUCCCCUACUAAGGUUUUGCCAUGUCAUGCCAUGCCCAGUUUAACUCACUGUUUUAUUUAGAUCCAACCCUGCCCUACCUCGUUUACCAUGCUCUGUCUUGCCCCAUUUAGCCCCUCAUUUAUGUGUUCUUUAUUUUUGUUCCACGUGGAAGAUGAAGAAGUAUAUUGGCUCUUUGCCUUGAGUUGCCUCUCAAAUUUUAUGGUCAAAUCGAGCAAGAUCUCCAUGUUGUCAUAGGGGUAUAACUCUACCAUAUUGGCAAUGUUCUUGUUCAAUCUGUUUUUAAUUUUUGUCUCUGUAUGUAGAAUAUAUGUGCCAAUUAUAUUGUAAUUAUUAGAUUAUUCUAAAUGAAAUUCCUCAUGGAAUAGA